AUGCCUUCCUACAGCUCCCUUUUCGCUCUCUGCGUCGUUGCCUCAGGCAUCGUUGGUACUACCCUCGCCAACCCCCUCGCUGCUCGUGCCAAGUGCUCCCCCAACUUUGAGGGAGCAGGUAUCAGCAUAUUGGGAGCAAACGGUUUCGUCACUCCCGACGGUCGUGGUCAUGGCUCUAAUGCUCCAUACUGGCACAUCCAGCAGAACGGACAGUCUGUCCCAGGGUACACCUUCAGGGACAUUGCAAAUGACAAUGUAGCACUCACUCGCAACCCCGAUAACUCCUUGACUAUGGGUGCCGUGGCUAACAGCGGAAACGAUGUUCGUCAAACUUUCAACAUCGAGUGUGACACCUGUGUAGGAGGUGCCGCGACAGCUCCUCCUAUGACUUCCAUUGCUACUGGGUGCAAUAUCAAAUUGAAUGCAGAUCCCACCCUCUGUGUCCAGGUUGGAAGGGCUCCCUCGGACGACCUCAACCUCGCUCAGUGCGGUGCGAUUCCUGGAAGCCAAGGUUUCUCGUUCUCUACUUGA
Messenger RNA from Marasmius oreades (fairy-ring Marasmius), 531 nucleotides. RefSeq lists its product as uncharacterized. Lineage: Eukaryota; Fungi; Basidiomycota; Agaricomycetes; Agaricales; Marasmiaceae. The transcript is spliced from 3 exons. The coding region runs from base 1 to 531 and encodes 176 amino acids. The record is from RefSeq and is a predicted model, not a curated record.